GGUGAAUUUCUUGCAGAUGGAAUAGAGGUUUGCAAUUUGGACAGUAGUUAUCUUCAACACAACUAAAGAACGAAAAAAAAAGAUUAGAAUUGCUUGGUUCUUUUCGCUUUUACGACUGGUCCGUGUCUCGUCUGGGUUGCUUUAGGACAAAAGCAGGGUAUCUUGCAUUUAAUCGACAACAACUUUUACGAUUUUGUUGGACCAAACGCACUGAGCGAGAUGGAUACCGACAAAUAUUUGCCAGAACUGAUGGCGGAGAAGCAUUCUCUGGACCCGUCCUUCCAGCACUCAUUGCGGCUUCUUGAUCAAGAAAUUGAAAAGAUUCAGAAAGACGAAGACAAAGAGGAUGAGAAGUUCAUCGAUGUGGUCAUCAACAAGAACAUGAAACUGGGACAAAAGAUUUUGAUUCCCGUAAAACAGUUCCCCAAAUUUAAUUUUGUGGGUAAACUCCUGGGCCCUCGAGGGAACUCAUUAAAGAGACUACAGGAGGACACACUGACCAAGAUGUCCAUCCUCGGCAAGGGAUCAAUGAGAGACAAAGAAAAGGAAGAAGAACUGCGGAAGAGUGGAGAAACAAAGUAUAAUCACCUUAACGAAGACCUUCACGUGCUGAUCGAGGUGUUUGCUCCGCCCGCAGAGGCCUACGCAAGAAUGGGACACGCUCUGGAGGAGAUCAAGAAAUUCCUUAUUCCGGACUAUAAUGAUGAGAUCAGACAAGCUCAGCUACAGGAGCUGACGUAUCUAAACGGUGGUUCGGAGGAUGCAAAAGUUCCAGCAGCAAGAGGAAAAUCCAGCACACGAGCCAGAGGAACACUAACGCCAGGAACUCACAGGAGUCGAGGGGGCGUUCCUCCUCCCCAGGCUGCGGUUCCACGAGGUGUGGUGCCCAGAGGAGCUCCACUCAGCAGGGUUCCAUCUACCAGAGGAAGGGGCGUGGCCUCACAGAGAGCAAGAGGAGCUCCACCCCCAGCUGGCUACAGACCUCCCCCUCCGGUUGUACAGGACACCUAUGGUGAAUAUGAAUACGACGAUGGAUAUGGAACAGCCUACGAUGACCCGGGAUAUGACUCAUACGACAACAGCUACAGCAAUCAGGCACAGAACUCAGAAAAUUAUUAUGAAUACAGUCACGGUAUCAGUGGAGAAACAUAUGACUCUUAUGGCCAGGAGGAAUGGAAAAACAACCGCAACAAGGCGCCACCAGCAAGGACAAACAAAGGAGUGUACAGAGAGCAGCCGUAUCCCCGGUUCUGACCUGCCACAGCUCUCCCUGUGCCCUUCCAAGUAAUGGAUUUUCUAUGGAUUCUAUUUCCUUUUUCAAAUAAAAUCAAGCAAAACGACAAAAAUAGAAAACCAGUUGAAGACGUUAAAAUUAAUUCAUUGGAACUGAUCGUUUUGUUGCUCUUGAUACAUGGACAACCCCCACAAGUGGAAUAAUAUGGAUUUGUUCACUGGAUUACAUAGUUUAAAUCAAAGAACCAAUUAUAAUUCAAAUAGACCCUCAUGUGUGAGAAGGAGGCGGGCACUAGCGGCAAGGGGCGGGGUUAUAUAAAGUGUACGAUGUUUAGAUUUAGCCAGAUCAGUUUUUGUAGAUACUUUUUUUUUUGGAUGGUGAUCAGCUUCAAUGUGUUCCUUGUACAUUUUUAUCUUAAAUGAAAAUGAACUUGAAAAAAGUACAAAAAUACUGAUGCACAUAUUGUUGUUUUCCUCUUUUCUUUGAUUCUUUCUCUUUUUUUUAAUUGGAAAGUUAUUCAGCGUUAAAGGGCUUAUAGGAGCAUGUUGUAAAACAAUGUGCACUUUCAGUUUUGAUGAGAAAAGCCUGCAUAGUUUUGUCUUAUUUUUGUGUUAAGCGUUUGAACCCCUUUAUGAACUCUGUAUUAAUAGGUGUUUUUCACGACUACGUCAAAAUUCUGAGUAAACUGUGACUCAAAAUGUCCCAGUUUGAGCUGAUUUCUGAGAUAUUCUUUUAAGGAAAUCUUAAAGCACAUCAAGUUAAUGGUGAUUCAUAGACUAGAUUUUGCACGUUCUGUGACACUUUACUGUGCAAUCCUAAUGUAUUAGAACACAUACAUUCAAGGGUUAUUAUAUGUUGUUAGUGUUGGCUUUCUUUAGAAUGUCUAUUAGUAUGUUAAAAAGUACCGAUGGGUUCAAAUCACAUAAUAAUACAAAACUGAACCAAAGCAACAUUUGUAAUCUUGUUGUGAUGCUUUUCAAUUGCACAGCAAAGUGUUGCUAGUCAUUUUUAACCCUAAUAUUGUUAAUUAAAUUGACUAAACUUUGACUAGCACUGUUUUAUUUUUUUUUAACUAUUAAAUCUAAUCACAUGUGUCCUGAAAGGUGAUAGUUAUGGAAGUUAUUGUGGUUCUGGUGGUGCCAGUUUAAUACAUUUCUGUUAAGAACUAUAAUCUUU
Messenger RNA from Xyrauchen texanus (razorback sucker), 2410 nucleotides. Its product is annotated as KH domain-containing, RNA-binding, signal transduction-associated protein 3-like. Gene Ontology annotation, biological process: regulation of alternative mRNA splicing, via spliceosome. Bases 220 to 1254 code for a protein of 344 amino acids. The record is from RefSeq and is a predicted model, not a curated record. The transcript is spliced from 9 exons. NCBI's taxonomy places the organism in Eukaryota, Metazoa, Chordata, Actinopteri, Cypriniformes, Catostomidae. Gene Ontology annotation, molecular function: mRNA binding. Gene Ontology annotation, cellular component: nucleus.